AUGGUGACCAAAUUCUCUUUGAAGAGGAUGUUAACUUACAAAAAUGAAAUUGAUGAAGUAAACCUCGAAGUUCUUAUCGAAGGAUACGAAGAGGAAGGACCCGUAUUGUAUAAGAUCACACCACCCGGGAUUUUGGAGGUCGGGCAAUCCUUUUAUAUCGGGAGUGAUAGUUCAUAUGCAGCGUGCAUGAUGGAGAUUUGCUUGAAGAAAAAGGGAAAAGGUCAUCCAAUUGCCGAAGUUGUGGAGAGUGCAAGAAAUGCAAUUCAUUUUGCGGCAAAAAAGGAUAUUUUCACCACCGUCUAUCAUCUAUCUAAAGACGGAAUUGUGAUUCCCUAUAUGCGAGAAGAUAUAUAA
Messenger RNA from Oldenlandia corymbosa var. corymbosa, 354 nucleotides. Lineage: Eukaryota; Viridiplantae; Streptophyta; Magnoliopsida; Gentianales; Rubiaceae. The record is from the annotation of a GenBank genome assembly.